Heterobilharzia americana is the source of this 1476-nucleotide messenger RNA. The record is from the annotation of a GenBank genome assembly. Lineage: Eukaryota; Metazoa; Platyhelminthes; Trematoda; Strigeidida; Schistosomatidae.
AUGGCGACGACGUAUUCUCUGCCAGAGGUGAAAUACACUCAGCUAUUCAUCGAUAAUGAGUUUAUCGACAGUCAGUCGAAGAAAACAUUUCCAACCAUCAAUCCAACUAACGAGCAAGUAAUAUGUCAUGUUCAAGAGGCUGAUCAAAGUGAUGUGAACAGAGCAGUGAUGGCUGCAAAAAUUGCUUUUCGAAGGGGAUCUAGAUGGCGUACAAUGGAUGCAUCAGAACGUGGUUGUCUGCUGUAUAAGUUGGCUGAUUUGAUUGAGAAGCAUGCUGACUACAUAGCUCGUUUAGAUGCAAUGGAUAAUGGUAAAGCUGUAGACUCAGCACUCGGGGAUGCGUUAUAUGCUGCACAAAUAGCUCGAUACUAUGCUGGAUAUGCUGAUAAGAUACAUGGGAAACAAUUACCUGUUGAUGGGAAUAUGAUUUCAUUCACUCGUCGUGAACCACUUGGAGUUGUUGCCUGCAUUACACCUUGGAACUACCCAUUUGUUUUAUGCGUCAUCAAGAUUGCACCAUGUUUGUGUGCUGGAUGUACAAUUGUGUUGAAGCCAGCAGAACAAACACCACUAUCUGCAUUAUUUUUGGGUGGUUUGAUCAAAGAGGCGGGUUUCCCACCUGGUGUAGUCAAUAUCAUUUGUGGAUUUGGUGAAAUCACUGGUGAAGCAUUGACUCAUCAUCCGGAUGUGAGAGCGAUCUCAUUCACUGGUAGUACUGAAGUCGGUCAGUUAAUCAUGAAGGCAGCAGCCACAAAUAUCAAACACGUGACGUUGGAACUUGGUGGCAAGUCACCGUUGAUUAUAUUUGCUGAUGCAGAUAUUGAGAAGGCUGCAGAAGUGGCGCAUGAGGCUACAAUGGUGAAUCAUGGACAGUGUUGUGUAGCUGGUAGUCGUGUAUUUGUGCAGGCUGCUAUUUAUGAAGAGAUGGUUGACAGACUUAAGAAGUUGGCGGAGAAUCGGAAGGUUGGAGAUCCUUUUGUGUCUGAUACGAUACAAGGUCCACAGGUCGAUAAAAUACAAUUCAACAGAGUUAUGUCGUACAUUGAGAAAGGGAAGGUGGAAGGUGCUCGAUUGGUUACGGGAGGAUGUCGAGUUGGUGCAAAGGGUUAUUUUAUUCAACCGACAGUGUUUGCAGAUGUCAAGGAUGAAAUGUGUAUAGCGAGAGAAGAGAUUUUCGGUCCAGUUCAGUGUAUUUUGAAAUUCGAGACAUUGGAAGAAGUGAUUGAACGUGCGAAUGCUACCCACUAUGGAUUGGGUGGUGGUGUUUUCACCAGGGAUAUGGAUAAAGCGAUGAGAGUUGCUCAAUGCGUGGAAGCUGGAAGUUUCUGGAUCAAUAGUUAUAAUGUGGUGUAUGCUCAAGCUCCUUUCGGUGGUUUCAAAAUGUCUGGUAUAGGACGUGAAUUUGGGAAGGAAGCGAUCGAUGGUUACCUUCAAACGAAGGUGAUUUCGAUGCCGAUUUCAAUUAAGAACUCUUGA